Molecule: messenger RNA, 1946 nt
Organism: Oncorhynchus mykiss (rainbow trout)
Lineage: Eukaryota; Metazoa; Chordata; Actinopteri; Salmoniformes; Salmonidae
Product: 40-kDa huntingtin-associated protein
Biological process (GO): vesicle cytoskeletal trafficking
Cellular component (GO): early endosome
Molecular function (GO): protein binding
Source: RefSeq, a predicted model, not a curated record
AGUCUAGAGUCUCGGCCAGCAUCUGUCUAUGAGGUCUUGACCCCAGGAGCACCAGCAGCAGCAGUAAACCGUGAAUCUGUCCAGAGGAAAGGAAAAGUAAAGAGAAAGUCAAAGGAAUCGAUGGAGAAUGCAACGCCGCAAGGGGAAGGAAUAUUUGAAUGCGUCUAUGAGAAUUUCUGACCUACUGGCAUCUGCACUGUGUUUGGGGAAACUAUAUGCCUAUAUUUUCCUGCUUUUGCAAUCUCUCUUGCUCUUUUACACAGACCUAAAAUCACGUAUGUAUUUUACCCUGCAGCUUCGUGACUUCUGUUGAAAAUAAACUGCUGUGUCUCUGGUUGUUAUCAUCACGGAAUGUCUCUGGUUGUUAUUUUGUCUAAUUAACAGAUAUCUGCAAUAUGUCAGAUUCAUUUUAGCGAGAGAUUUUGCAAACUGAACCCGUGUUCUCCAAAGUCCCACCAUAAUAAGAUUGUAUCCAAUGAGACUAUUAGGCUAUUUUGAGUAAGAACCAAUCGAAACGCGUCUCCCAUCUCUACUUCCGGGUUUGGUUUAUUUACGUUUUUCAUCUAUUGUUGACCAUGGCAGCGGAGGGGGACUUUCUGAUGAGAUAUCGUGCUGUAUCAAAUAAAUUGAAAAAACGUUUUCUUCGGAAACCCAAUGUAGCAGAAGCAAGUGAGCAGUUUGGCCAGUUGGCUAAAGAGCUGAAGCAGCAAGACUGCCUUCAGUAUGCAGCCUUCUGUGACCUUGCAAUGGCAAGGUGUGAGCAGACUCUUUUCAAUGCUCCUGGGGAGGCCCUGGCCCUGACCGAUGCUGCCCGGCUCUUCCUGCUCUCUGAGAAGGAGAACAGAGCACUACAAGCCCCAGGCUUCGACGAGCACCUGCAGGCCGCACUCAACUGCUACAGCUUCGCCAUCAAGGUGUACAUUGAGAUGAACCAGCCUGUCAUGGCUGCCAGUCUAUCUCUGGAACUUGGCAAUGCCCUCAAGGAAAUGAACAGACCAGGUGAGGCCAUAGUUCACUACCAGAGAGCAGCAGAACUCCAGACACAGCAGCCCAUUGAGUCUCUGCUGUCUAUGGGAGAGAUGGCCACCUGCAAAAUACUCACCCGUGACUAUGACGGCGCGCUGUCCGUGCUGACAGAGAUACAGCUGAUGUGUCAGGAGAGGGGACUGCAACUGCCCGGCACCAGCACCCCCGUUGGUGCAUUUCUGGACAUUGUGGCCAAGUGUGAGAUUUCUAGAGUACUUUUGCUGAUGCUGCUUGAGCCUCCUCCCCAGAAGUUGUUGCCAGAGCAUGCCCAGACCCUGGAGAGAUACGCCUGGGAGUCGUUUGACCCUCAUAGUCAGGUGACCUUCCUACCUGAGAAUGUCUUCCUGCUCCUGCAGUCAGUUGUGAUGGCCUGCCAGGAAAAAGACACAGAGUCCCUCAAGUCUCUUCAACCUGAACUCUGGCCUCUUCUCUCAGCAGAGCAGAACCACCUCCUUCACCUGGUGGUGCAAGAGCGGAUCACCCCCUCUGGACAGGGGAUUUAGUACAGUCCAGAUCAACUCACUACACCCCCUCGGAAUGACACAUAAUGGAACAUUCCUGUCUCUGUCUUGGUCUGUUGUAGGGCCUUUUGAAUAAUGUGGGGUUGUCUUUUCUUUAAAAAAAAAUGUGGGAACCGGACCAAGCAUGUCAUUGGACAUACUGUACAUCUUACUGCAUCCCGUUAUGCCUAUUAGUGGUCGCAGGAUUGCUCUCGUGGUGGAGUCUUGCAUCAAAUAGUUAUUUAUUGGAUAUAUGUUGAAUAGAUGAAAUAUGAAUGAAAAAUAUGCUUUUUUUUCUAGCGUUUUUAUUUUUGUUAAUAAAUUGUAUAGUCUGAACAAACAUGGCUUAAAUUCCAAUGUAAUUACAAAACAGAAUCCCUCUACUGCAUUAUAAUAAAUGGUGAUAUUACAUACACCGCA